Messenger RNA from Anopheles coustani, 639 nucleotides. RefSeq names its product prisilkin-39-like. Lineage: Eukaryota; Metazoa; Arthropoda; Insecta; Diptera; Culicidae. The record is from RefSeq and is a predicted model, not a curated record. The transcript is spliced from 4 exons. The coding region runs from base 1 to 639 and encodes 212 amino acids.
AUGAUUUCCACCGGCAUACUCUUUAAGAUGCUGCUGCUGACCUCAAUUCUGGCGCAGAUGGCGCACGCCCUGCCGCAGCGUAUCCGUCGCGAAGCUUCCAAACCAUUGUUUGCGGACCCGCUGGUGGCGGACGGCAAGGGGGAAGGGGCCGCAGAUGCGACCAGCAGCUCCAGCGAGCUGGUCCGGACGACGCAGGGUUCGGCGAGGACGCAGCGGAGUUACUACGGCGGUGGUUCCAGCGAGCGCCUGUUCGAUCUAGGUCUGCUGGGCAAACCGUACUAUUCGGGUAACCGGGGAUACUAUCCGUCGGGGGGUUACUACCCACAGGGAGGCUACUAUCCACAGGGAGGCUACUACCCACAGGGAGGCUAUUAUCCGCAAUCGGGAUAUCCCAGCUCCGGCUACUACCCGGGCACCAACACCCUUGGAGUUGGAUCCUACGGAGGCGGUUCCGGAGUCUACGGUGGCUAUGGAGGCUACGGCGGAUUCGGAGGUAACGGAGGGCUGCAGUCCUACUAUGGCUACAACAAUGACAACUACUAUGGCAACCGCAACCUGGGCUACGGCUACUACGGUGGCUCUUCACCGUCCACCUACGUAGGCUCCACCCUGGUCUCCGGUUUCCGUGGUUACAACUAA